AUGUCAAACUUUAAUCCCGAUACACCUCCAUUUAUUCCGACGUUUCUUCGUCAGCCUGCGAAGAUUGCGAUGGGGGACGAAGGGCGUGGUCAUGUGUCGUUAGUCCAACAUCGUGGGUGCCCCCUCGUAUUCCUCAUCUUUGGUUGUCGUGGAGCGGGGAAGACGACACAAAGUGAGCGCCUCGCGAAGGAAUACAACCUGCUGCAGAUCUCCUCUGGAGAUAUUUACCUGGAGAGAAAGCAACCAUUUGUUGAGCUACGAAAAAUACUGUUAGAGGAAUUUGGUGAGGGGAAGGAAAGACGCUUUAAUGGCGUUGUACUCGAUCGCUUUGUUGCGAUCAGCGAGUUUGAUGCCUUCUACAUUCAGUCCGCCUUGGAUGCCGUUAAACUUCCGGUUCCGUUUGUUUUUGUACUUGCCAUUGACCCAGCAUUGGCGGCGGAGCGCGCAGGCAUGCGUAGGGACAAUAAGGUUGCCUACCAAUAUUGGCGUGCGAUUGAACAAAAGGCACAAACCGUCACUGGAAGCGCCGUCUAUGCCCCAAUUGGGUGUUUAAAGACAGUCCGCGUCACAAAGGAGAAAACAGUUGAGGACGUCUUUGGGGAGAUCAAGACCACCAUUCAAACGCAAUUGCCGGUUAAUCCUAAGAGUAUCAAACUUCCUCCUGCAGCCCGCUGUGAGGCGAAGGGAAUGAAAUUGAUUGACAAUUAUGAAGACUACAUGGAACUUGUUGUGGAUGUUCAUGCAGCCGUGGGAAAUGUGUCGGGGCGAAGAGACACGGCCCCCUUAUCUACCAUUGGUGCGUACCUGGAUAAGGAGUACUUCUCAUUUGGUCACAAAAAUUUGCGUUCUUUGUUGUCAACGUUUCAUGUUACCUUAAAGGCAGAUGGGCAACGUUAUUUGUUUGUAAAACACAAAUGUUACGGCUACAUUGGAUUUCCUGCCGCGUUCACGCAUUGCUAUGAUGUGAAUAAGCUAUUUGAGGGAGUUGAGAUGAGUUGUGAGGUUUCUCCAGAGUCACAAAAAUUCAUCACAGAUAAGAAGGGGCAUGACCGGGCGGUGGAAAUAUUAUUUGACACGGAGCUGGUGAUUCGUGACGGUAACCCGGUGUUUUACGUUCUGGACUACUUGUAUUUGGGCGGCUUGGAGGGGAAACAAAUGCGAUUUGAGGCCAGACUAAAGGUACUUAGGGACUUCUUUGGUCGUCUGGCGUCGGCCACGAGUGCUAUUUGCUUAAAGGACUACGUUCCCAUCAACAUGUUGAGAACGCUUAUGCCCAAGUGGCAGGAGGCGAAAAUUCCCAUAGAUGGUUUGGUGUUUCAGCACGGUGACGUUUACAAGAUUGGACGCGACAAGUUUCUUGUGAAGUGGAAGCCCGUCGAGCAUUGCACUGUAGAUUUCCGCCUGGCGAAUGGGGUGCUGGAAGGGUCCCAGUGGAUCUUCGAACUCAUGGUGACAGACGACGUGUCGGAAAAUCGUGGGUUUGGCGAGAUCCCGUACGAGGGUGCUCGCGCCACCAUUCCAGCAACGGUAGUGCAUGAAAACCUCCUGUGCAAUGGCAUAAUUGUUGAAUUGGAGCUAAUGUGUGGAAAGGGGGCAACGGAGGGGGAAGCAUCACCUGCGGCAACGCGGUGGUCCUUUAGGGGCGUACGCAACGACAAGCCUUCUCCGAAUAAGUAUAGCAUUGUCAAAAAAAUUGUGGAGCUGAAGCACUUGAGUCUGGAGGAGCUCGUUGAGUUGUGUGAGAAGAUUCCGUUUUACGGCUCUAGCUGA
Messenger RNA from Trypanosoma rangeli, 1770 nucleotides. Its product is annotated as RNA guanylyltransferase. Bases 1 to 1770 code for a protein of 589 amino acids. NCBI's taxonomy places the organism in Eukaryota, Euglenozoa, Kinetoplastea, Trypanosomatida, Trypanosomatidae. The transcript has a single exon. Gene Ontology annotation, biological process: 7-methylguanosine mRNA capping. Gene Ontology annotation, molecular function: mRNA guanylyltransferase activity; ATP binding. The record is from RefSeq and is a predicted model, not a curated record.